Messenger RNA from Trichoplax adhaerens, 2880 nucleotides. RefSeq lists its product as uncharacterized. The record is from RefSeq and is a predicted model, not a curated record. Bases 1 to 2880 code for a protein of 959 amino acids. NCBI's taxonomy places the organism in Eukaryota, Metazoa, Placozoa, Uniplacotomia, Trichoplacea, Trichoplacidae. Gene Ontology annotation, cellular component: extrinsic component of membrane. The transcript has 27 exons. Gene Ontology annotation, biological process: protein retention in Golgi apparatus; protein targeting to vacuole.
AUGCGUUCCGAAAAUUAUCAUUCUGUUGAUCGCAUGAAACUUCCCGUUGAACGUUUACAAGAUUCUACUCCACAUUUCGUUCUUAAUGUCACCCCUAGUAUCGUAUUGAGAAAUGCACUGCCAUAUACUAUUUCCUAUCGAUUAGAGGGAUCCGGCAAACAUGAAGUACUUAAGGAGGGUAAGAAAUGCUCUUUAUACUCUGUGAUCCCCACAGCAAAGCAAGUCAUCCAAAUUGAGGGAGUUGAUGGGAGAACCGUUGUUGAGCAUCCUCCUUCAGUCAAUCCUAUUAUAUUUUCAACAAAUUCUAAAAACUUUUUUUCAAGUGGCAAGAUAUCCUGUAGUGUACCAGGCUUCACGAAAUGGUCAGAUGGAUUUUCAAUUGAUGCAGUUGGUAAUGCUGGUUGUAUACAGUGUCAUAAUCUCAAGGACAAGAACUUAUUUGAGAUUGGCAUAAGUUCAUCUUUAUCCAAUUUCGGAUUAACAAAAUUUGUGAAGUUUUCUCCCUUCCAUGUUAUCUCUAACCAAACGAAUUAUGCUAUAACAUGUAUGGAAAGUGGUGUAAAUAACCCAUAUUCAGUGAUGGUUCCCGCAGGCAAGGUUAUCCCGUUUUGGCCAUCAAAUGGAAAAGUAAAGAUGCGAAUUACAGCUGGCACUGGUCGAAUUUAUUCACCUCCUUUUAAGUUUAAUGUAGACAACAGCUUUUUACUUAAAUUAGACAACGAGAUUGGUGCUAUCAACGCUAGCGUGCAGAUCUUAGAGUCAUCCAAUAUAAUAUCAUUUUACCCAUAUACCAGUGGUUCUGUGCCUGCUCUACUUAUUAACCGAUUAUCGAAUUUGACCAUUGAGUAUCGGCAAUCCAAUGAAUCUUUAAACCAUAAAUUAGAACCUGGUACACAUCGUUAUUACGCGUUGGAUUAUCCCAGUGGGCCAUCAAAGAUAUGUUGGUGGAUUUCCGGACGAGAAAAAGAGACAGAAAGCAAGAAAGUCAAUAUUGUAGAGGAAGUAAGGCUAGAACGUCGAGAUAUUGAUGUACACAUUAAUGUCCAUGGUAUCGGUCUAUCAUUAGUCAACGAUCGAAUUGGUGUCGAAAUAGCGUAUAUUUCCAUGUCUUCAUCUACUUGUGAAUGGAAAUAUAAAAACAAGAAGGGUCGUUGGCAAGAGUUAAAAGGGGAAAUAUCUCAACGCAUUGAGAACGCCUGGUUAAACUAUCAGCAAAUGAUCGCACGCGGUCAGGAAGUCUCGGAAGAAGUUAUAUUGAACGAAGACUUUAAGGUAAACUUUCGUAAAAUGAUUAUGAUACGAAAUCAUGAUCAUCCAAUCAAACGUCUGUAUAGUCCUGGUAUAGCCAUAGAAUAUGGUAAAUCUCCCAGUCAACAAUACUUUUCGGUUACAGUAAAUAAUAUACAGGUUGAUAACCAGAGGUCAUACCCGUAUUUUCCAGUGGUAUUUUGCCCAGUCCCUCCGCCAAAAUAUGCCAGUGAAGAAAUUGCCGCUCAACCUUUCAUUCAACUGUGCGUUAUUGUCAAAGAAGAAGAGCGAGCAGACUUUAAGCAAAUCCAGUAUCUAAGGCUCCUGAUACAAGAAAUGAAAAUUCAAGUAGACAGAGGAUUUAUAAUGGAUAUGAUUGAUAUUUUUCAAGAGAGAAUCAUGCCAAAUGAGUUGGAUUUAAGCUUUUCAAUCAACGAAGGAGCACAAACAUCCACAAACCACACUGAUGACUUUGUUAUGAAUAGUGCUAUAUUAGAUGUAGCUAUUAACACCGUUGGCUCAGCUGCGACAUCAGUUCGUGAUGCACAAUUUAGAUUAAGUUAUUUCGAAAGAAGGAACAUGUUUUACAGUAGAAAGCAGCUAAUAUCUCAGACUAUUGAAUAUUACCGAAAUCAAUUUAUUCAGCAAGCUUAUAUGGUUGUUUUUGGCCUUGACGCUCUUGGAAAUCCAUCACAUCUAUUUAAUGACUUUAAGACCGGCAUACAAGAUUUCUUUUACGAGCCAUAUCAAGGAGCAGUUACGGGACCGGCUGAAUUUUUUGAAGGUCUUGGACAUGGAGUCACUGGCCUACUAGGCCAUACUAUUGGUGGUACCUUCAGUGCCGCCUCGCGUAUAACCGAUACUGUCGGCAAAGGAUUUGCUGCACUAUCGAUGGAUAAGGAGUAUCAACGUGAGCGACAGAAAGCCUCAUCUUCAAAGCCAAGUGAUCUUGGAGAAGGAUUACUGCGUGGCGGUAAAGGAUUUGCCAAAGGUCUUUGGUCUGGCGUUAGCGGUAUAGUUACCAAGCCCAUCGAAGGAGCAGAAAAGGAAGGUGUUUCUGGAUUCUUUAAAGGAGUUGGCAAAGGUUUAAUUGGUUCAAUUGCUAAACCGACUGGUGGAGUGGUUGACAUGGCAACGAGUACUUUUCAGGGCAUCAAAAGCAUGUCAGGUAUAGACAAGGAGCUGAAUAGAAUUCGUCCGGCCCGUUUUAUUCAUCGAGAUAACGUAAUCCGCGCAUACGAUAAUCAUGAAGCUCAAGGAAAUCACAUAUUAAAGGGUAUGUCUAAAGAUGCAUUUGGAUAUGACAAUCUGCAAGAAGACGCAUACGUUGCUCACGCUUUCGUGGAUAGAAUGAAUAGGAAAUUAAUUAUGAUUACUACAAAGCGAAUCUUGAAAGCAGAAAUACUAACAGAAAAUGAACUGUGGAAGUGUUCGUGGCAAUGUAAUUUUGAUGAUAUGGAAGAAUUGCCAACUUCGACUAAGGAAAAUAUCACUAUUAUGGAAAAGAAAUCUGGUCUUUUUGGUGUCUCGACAGUGUCGACGAAGGUUAUCGACUGUGGAACUUCAGAAAUCGCUAUGCUUAUUUCUCAUCGAAAAUAUUAUCGGUAUAAUUCCUAUUUUAAUGUUGGGUAA